Marasmius oreades (fairy-ring Marasmius) is the source of this 1467-nucleotide messenger RNA. RefSeq lists its product as uncharacterized. Gene Ontology annotation, biological process: transmembrane transport. The record is from RefSeq and is a predicted model, not a curated record. NCBI's taxonomy places the organism in Eukaryota, Fungi, Basidiomycota, Agaricomycetes, Agaricales, Marasmiaceae. Bases 1 to 1467 code for a protein of 488 amino acids. The transcript has 7 exons. Gene Ontology annotation, molecular function: transmembrane transporter activity.
AUGACGGUCGCAAAACACGAAAACGGCCGUCCGAGAACGACGCCACUCCCAAAACUUCAAACAGCCCUUGCGCUUCUCAUCUCCCAUGCAGAGCCUGUAACAGCGACUGUUAUCUACCCGUUUAUACCCGCUUUUGUUCGUAGAACCGGGAUCACGAAUGGCGACGAAAAGAAGACUGGACACUAUGCGGGAAUUAUCGAAUCUCUAUUCUUUAUCUCGGAAUGUCUUUGUGUCUUCCAUUGGGGUCGAGCUUCAGAUAGACUGGGACGACGACCGAUUCUGUUGAUAGGCCCGCUUGGUCUGGCGAUUGCCACAUUCGGUUUCGGCUUGUCUACAUCCUUUUGGCAACUGGUGGUCUUUCGAUGCAUUCAAGGCGUCUUUAACGGGAACAUUGGGGUCGUCAAAACUCUCCUGGCAGAGAUUACCGACGAUACCAACCUCCCGGACGCUCUCACGCUCUUGCAACUUAUGUGGAACGUUGGGGUUACCAUCGGGCCUGCUAUGGGUGGGCUAUUAACAGAUCCUGCAAAACGAUGGCCUCGUAUAUUCGGUAAUGAGUUCUUCAGAGAAUACCCCUAUUUCCUCGCUUGUGCUGGGCCAGCAUUUUUGGCAUUCGCCACAUUUGUCAUUUGCUUUUUCUUCUUGAAUGAGACUCUCAGGGACUAUUCCGACAAGGAACACAAAACGGAUCCAUCAGAAUGCGAUCCCCUCCUUCCACGACCACGAGAAAUUGCACGAACUCACCACCACGACCCGGUGCUGCCAGUGUUACCACCGCCGAAUGAACCGUCACCCACACUCCACGAAAUCAUCAUCCCUAAUGUUCCGUUGCAACGAUCACUCACUUGUCAUGCGUUUUAUUCGUUCACGAACAUGUCCUAUACCGUCCUCGUACCCCUCAUCUACUCCACAUCGAUACCCAACGGCGGUCUAGGACUGUCACCAUACAAAAUCGGGGCGAUACUGGGCGUCGAGGGCGUCUGUGUCGCUGUCUUCCCAGUGUUUGGGUGGAAGCCGAUGUUGAAUCGUAUAGGGCUGAAGAACACGUUCAUUCUUUCGUAUUCGUUUCACAUAGUGAGGAUAGGGAUGUUGAUGCUUGCGAGGAUGGCAGUAGCGACUACGGGGACUGUCGAUUGGAUGGUGUGGAUGUUGAUCGCUGCGCAGAUCUCCUCGUCUAUGUUUUCUUCUGUUGCUUACAAUACGACGGCAACGCUGAUUCUCAAAUCUACUCCUCCGAACGCGCUGGGAGCUGUCAACGGGAUACAACAAAUGAUCUCGUCCGGGUUGAAGGGAUUGGCGCCGACAGUCGCGUCCUCUCUAUUCGCGGUAUCGUUGGCGCUUGACUGGAAGGUCACGGGUGGUGAGGGCGGGAUUUGUCGGUAUAUGGCGGAUUUGAUUCAGCUGGUGGUGAUUACGGCUGGAGUUUGGUAUUCGCUUAAGCUUCCGAAUUAUAAACUUAUUCAGUGA